AUGGCUCGUGAAACUUUCCUAGCCGAACAAUGCCUUUCCUUUAAUAAUCAAAUCCAAGAUUUAAUACCAUGUACAUUCAUUCAUCGUUUCCAUCAAUCAUUGAAGAAAGUAACAAGACGUUGGAGAACACACUACCGACGCAGUUAUGGCCGAAUACGUUCAAUUCAAGAUGUUAUUAAAUUAGCCAAAUGGGAACGCCGACAUUUAUCUACUAAUAAUGCCAUAUGCAAUCGUUUAGUACUAGGAAAUCCAGCUUGUCCAUCGCCUACAGAUCUACAAAUGUUUUGCGAUUUUUGUAGUAAAAUAGAAGAAUUACGACAACGUUUUACCCAUAGUAUCUAUCAGCCAUUAUUAGAUUUCUUCUAUGAUGCCCAAGUUGGUGGCCGAAAAUUAAUUAAAAUUGCAAAUAUACUUGAGAAAAUUGUUCGAGACUGGGAUCGUUUACUCAAUACAGACCAAAUACAACCAAAGUAUUUCUCAUCUUGCAGCGCGACAUGGAAAGGAUUACCUAAGAGAGACGAAGCGCUAGAAUAUUAUGAUAUCCUAAGGCUACUACCGGAUUUAAUCGAGAAAGCAUUUGAAGCAUUACGAUUAGCAAGGCAAUGGCGACAAUUAUUAAAAUCAUCCCAAUAUCACAAUCCUGUUGGCCAAAAUAGGACUACUAGACGUACUGAUUGUCAUGAUUAUUCCGAUUCAAGUGAAGGUACUUGUGUUAAUAGCCCAUCGAGUAAUGGUAGUCCAGUCGAUGUUAGCCAUCAUGAUAAAGAAAACCACCAACACCGACUGCCAUCGCAACAACCACCACUGCAACAGUCUUAUGUCAAUGCAGAGAGUCGAAAUUCAUCCGACGAUAGUGGACGACCUAAAUCUCGGCUAAAAUUACGACCUCGGUCUAAAGUAACAUCGAUUAACCAAGAUGAUCAACAUAGGAAACAACUGAAAAAGAUUGAAAAGGAAUUAAAAGCCAGUAAAAAGAAAUGCAAUCAUUUAGAGAAACAAUUAAAAGCGGCUAUGGAAGCUUGUGAAAAUUUACAAAGUGAACGAGAUCGUGCUGAAACUGAAUGCCAACAAUUGCGCCAACAAUUACAACAAAGUAAGCAGCAAUUGCAAGAUACAACAGCACGAUUAGAACGAACAGAUUGUCGUAAUCGUUUCUUAGAAGAUGAAAUUAAUCGAGCUAUGCAAAGGAUGCAUAGCUCAGACGAGCAAUUAAUGCGAGCAACCAAUCAUGUCAAAUGGUUGCGUAAAGAACUCGAGCGGACACGACAGCGUUCUGGUCAGCUUGAAAAGGAUUUAGAAUACUUGCAUGAAAGGAUGCAAGGGUUAAAAUUAGAAUUAGAUAGUGCUCGCAAUAAACAACAUUCAUUACAUGGUAACUUGCAAUUACUACAACGAUUAGAAGAUUUCCAUGAAUUAACGGGUGCCAUGGAGCCACGCCAACUAUCAUCGUUAAGAACGACAUUAUCUGAUAAGUUGGAAGUGGUCCAAAAUCGAAGUCGUAGUAUUGAAGAUGAUUUAGAUAAUUGUCUUACACGUUGUAAUACAUUACAGAGUCAGCUGGAUGUUGCUAGAGCAAGAGAAAGAGUAGUGCAAAGAAUUCGUCAUCAAUCCAAAGAUCAAAACGAUCAAAAUCCUCCAUCAUCCAAUUCUCCGUUACCUCAAUUAGAGCAAUUGCAACAAAAACAAGGAAUAUCCGAUCGCUGUUUAACCGAAUUUCAACUGAAUGAAAUUGCAAGAAUUAUCCGUGAUUAUUGGAAGGAUUUAGGACGAUCUCUUGGUCUUAGCGAAUCGGAUUUAGUUAGCAUUGAAAAUGACCAUCAAGGAUCGACACAUGAACAAAAAUAUGCGGUCUUAUUAACAUGGCGAGAUAAACUAGGUCCUCAAGCUACUGUUCGACAACUUAUUGCUGCCAUGUUACGAAUUAAUCAACAAUUUGAUGCGAACAUUAUCUUAAUGACUUGCUCUGCUUCUUCCUAA
Trichoplax adhaerens is the source of this 1977-nucleotide messenger RNA. RefSeq lists its product as uncharacterized. Gene Ontology annotation, molecular function: protein binding. The record is from RefSeq and is a predicted model, not a curated record. Lineage: Eukaryota; Metazoa; Placozoa; Uniplacotomia; Trichoplacea; Trichoplacidae. The transcript is spliced from 2 exons. Gene Ontology annotation, biological process: regulation of DNA-templated transcription elongation; signal transduction; mRNA export from nucleus. The coding region runs from base 1 to 1977 and encodes 658 amino acids. Gene Ontology annotation, cellular component: THO complex part of transcription export complex.